This is a messenger RNA of Xenopus tropicalis (tropical clawed frog), 2778 nucleotides long. RefSeq lists its product as uncharacterized. The transcript is spliced from 6 exons. Bases 35 to 2644 code for a protein of 869 amino acids. The record is from RefSeq and is a predicted model, not a curated record. Lineage: Eukaryota; Metazoa; Chordata; Amphibia; Anura; Pipidae. Gene Ontology annotation, molecular function: zinc ion binding.
AAAGGAGACUCAGCUUCAUUUCCUGAUUCCAGUGAUGGCGGCUGCUGGAGUGAGAGAGGAGCUGAGCUGCUCUGUGUGCCGGGAGAUCUACACCGACCCUGUAACCCUGCCCUGUGGCCAUAACUACUGCCUGCGCUGUAUUGGGAGACAUUGGGACCGGCAGAGGAAUAUAGAGGAAGAUCUAUUCUGCCCUGUAUGUAUCCGGAGAUAUGGGAAACAGCCUGAACUGAACAGGAAUCUGACUCUGUCUAAUGUAGCAGAACUAUUCCUCCCUGUUGACCCACAGCAUGCCGACAUAUGGAUCCCCUGCACUUACUGUGCCCCCCCUGUGCCCGCGGCUAAAUCCUGCCUGCUGUGUGAGGCCUCUCUGUGUGCCAGACAUGUGCGGGUACAUAGCCGGGCAGCAGAACAUGUAUUAACUGAACCCACCGCUUCCUUUGGGCACAGAAACUGCUCCGCACAUGGGGAACUGCUGAGAUAUCGCUGCACUGAGGAUGGGGCCCCUGUCUGUGUGUCCUGCUGCCUGGCUGGGGAGCACCGGGGCCACAGGGUGGAGCUGCUGAAUGAGGAUAAUAUGGAGAAACAUAUUCUAGUGAUGGCGGCUGCUAGGCUGAGAUCUGAGCUGACCUGCUCCCUGUGCCGGGGCAUCUAUACCAACCCUGUAACCCUGCCCUGUGGCCAUAACUACUGUCGGGUCUGUAUUGAGAGACAUUGGGACAGGCAGAAGGGGAUAGAGGUGGAACGUUCCUGCCCGGAAUGCAGAGAGACAUAUAGGAGACGCCCGGAACUGAACAGGAACCUUCGUGAUAUAGUAAAGAGUUUCCUCCCUACUUGGAUCCCCUGCACUUACUGUGCCCCCCCUGUGCCCGCGGCUAAAUCCUGCCUGACCUGUGAGGCCUCUCUGUGUGCCAUACAUAUGUGGAAGCACAGCCAGUCAGAAGAUCACAAACUGAUAGACUCCAUCACUUUAUUCAGAGAUAAUGAUUGUUCCACUCACCAGAAGCCCCUGGGGUAUUACUGCCGGGGGGAGGAAGCCUGUAUCUGUGAGGAUUGUGUCCCGGAACACGGGGGGCACAGGGUGGAGAAGCUGGAUGAGAAAACUGUGCAAACCCUAAAAAGAAUGCAGGAGAGUAAAGAAAAAGAAAGAUUCCUUGAAGAGAUGCACCACUCAGAUCUGAGAGACAAACUGACCUGCCCCCUGUGCCGGGAGAUCUACACCGACCCUGUAACCCUGCCCUGUGGCCAUAACUACUGCCUGCGCUGUAUUGGGGGAACAGGGGGAGAGAAUAUGGUGACGUGGGGGACACCUUCCUGCCCUGAAUGCAGAUGGAGAUAUAAGAUACGGCCUGAACUGAGGAAGAAUGAGACUCUGUGUAACAUAGCUGAGUGUUUCCUGCUUUACACAAAGCCCAGGGCCCCCCCUGUACCUGCAGUGAUGCACAACUCAGAUCUGACAGACAAACUGACCUGCUCCCUGUGCCGGGAGAUCUACCCCUCUGUAACCCUGCUGCGCGGCCAUAACUACUGCCUGCGCUGUAUUGGGGGAACAGGGGGAGAGAAUAUGGUGACGUGGGGGACACCUUCCUGCCCUGUAUGCGGAUGGGAAUAUAAGAUACGGCCUAAACCGAGGAAGAAUGAGACUCUGUGUAACAUAGUAGAACCUUUCCACCUUUACACAAAGCCCAGGGCCCCCCCUGUACCUGCAGUGAAGCGGGUUUCACAUGUGACCUGCCCCCUGUGCCAGCUGAUCUACACCGACCCAGUAACCCUGCCGUGUAGCCAUAACUACUGCCUGCGCUGUAUUGUGAGAACAUGGGGAGAGCAGAGGAAAAAGAAUGAGAGUCCUUCCUGCCCUGAAUGCGAAGAGAGAUACUGGAUACACCCGGAACUGCUCAGGAACACCAAUCUGGGGAACAUUGCGCAGAAGGUCACUCUGAGGAACACUUUCCGUAUGGUUGUCUGCACUUACUGUAGCCACUCAGCAGAACCCUCAGCCGUACCAGCAACUAAAUCCUGCCUGCACUGUGCCGCCUCUCUGUGUGAGCGUCAUGUGACAGAGCACAGCCAAUCAGCAGAACAUGUAUUAACUGACCCCGCCAGAAGAUGCUCCGCCCACCAGGAGCUGCUGAGAUAUCGCUGCACUGAGGAUGGGGCCCAUGUCUGUGUGUCCUGCUGCCUGGCUGGGGGGCACCGGGGCCACAGGGUGGAACUGCUGAAUGAGGCUUCAGAGAAAAUAAAUAGUCAAGCCAAACUGAGCUGCUCCAUCUGCCGUAAGGUCUAUACCGACCCUGUAACCCUGCCCUGUGGCCAUAACUACUGCCUGCGCUGUAUUGGGGGAACAGGGGGAGAGCGGGGGCAGAAGGGGGCCAGUCUGUCCUGCCCCGAAUGUGGCGAGAGCACGAGAGAGAUGGAACUGAGCAAGAACCUGACACUGUGUCACAUAGUGCAGUUACUUCCGACUCCCCCUGAGCAGCCGGACCCUGCUGAACCCCCCGCUUCCUUUGGGCACAGAAACUGCUCCGCACAUGGGGAGCUGCUGAGAUAUCGCUGCACUGAGGAUGGGGCCCCUGUCUGUGUGUCCUGCUGCCUGGCUGGGGGGCACCGGGGCCACAGGGUGGAAAUGUUCCCUGAGGAGCAGGAGUAACUAGGAAGCGUUUUGGCAUCCUGGCUCCAGAUAUACAGAUAAUGAUGAGUGGGGCAUUUGAUUAUAAGGAUAUUAGCAGUCACUGAGGGGUUCUGUGGGAUAAUGUACCCCCUACUGUAAAUGAUAAGGAUAUU